Molecule: messenger RNA, 4431 nt
Organism: Impatiens glandulifera
Lineage: Eukaryota; Viridiplantae; Streptophyta; Magnoliopsida; Ericales; Balsaminaceae
Product: putative disease resistance protein RGA1
Exons: 10
Coding region: 79-3072 (997 amino acids)
Biological process (GO): defense response to other organism
Molecular function (GO): ADP binding
Source: RefSeq, a predicted model, not a curated record
UGUUCUUCAGUAGACACAAGAUAACAUUUGUGAGAAGUUUAUUCAUCAGAUUGAUUGAUCAUUGAGAGAGAAACCACCAUGGCUGAAGCAGCUCUAAUCAGUGGAUUGCUUUCAAACUUGGCACCUCUGAUUAAGGAUGAAUUCUCGUUGUUUUGGAGUUUUAAGAAGGAGGUUCAAAAGCUAUCCAGCACUUUAUCUUCGAUUAGUGCCGUUCUUGAGGAUGCAGAAAGAAAGAAGGACAAGGACAAACAAACGGAAGAUUGGUUGCGGAAGCUCAAGGAUGUGGCGUAUGAGGUUCGAGACAUCAUGGACGACUGCACCUAUGAAGAUCUUCGUCUUCAAGUCAACAGGCGUAAUGCCUCCUCUUCAACCCGGAUCAAGGUAACCAACUCAAUAACCCAUCCUUUUAUCAGUACUUGGACACGUCUAAAAGUUGGUCACAAAAUUAAGGAUGUUCAAGAGAAGCUUAACCAAAUUUCUUCAGAGCGCCAAACGUUAAGUUUGCGUGAAUCUAUUCAUGGCAAGUUUAUUAGUCGUUGGCGUGAAACCAUAUCUCUUUCUAGUUGUAAUAAAGUAUAUGGGAGAGAUAUGGAGAAGAAAAAGAUUAUUGAUAUUCUGGUCAAUAAUACAUCUGGUGCUUGUGUUGAUAAAAAACUAUCUGUUCUACCCAUUGUUGGAAUUGGGGGUCUUGGUAAAACAACACUUGCCCAAACGGUCUUCAACGACGAGGAGAUUGCUAAGCAUUUUGAAAUCAAAAUCUGGGUUUGUGUUUCUGAUGAAUUUGAUAUUCAACUGGUGAUGAAAGCCAUCUUAGAAGAAGAAAAGGCGGAAGCACGCUCAGAAGAAUUGCAGAAAAAAGUUAGAGAGAAAUUGAGCGGGAAAAGAUAUUUAAUUGUAUUGGAUGAUGUUUGGAAUGAAAAAUUUGAUGAAUGGGAUCGGUUGAGAUCUAUCUUGGACUGUGGAUCAAAUGGUGCGUUUGUCCUUACCACGACACGAAAAAGAAAUGUGGCAACAAUUAUGGAAACGAUUCAUCAUAUUCAGAUAUCAUUGCUCUCUGACGAGGAUUGUUGGCUACUCUUUGAAGAGCGUGCAUUUAUGUGUGGGACACCAAAAACUCCAAACUUUGUUGAUAUUGGAAAAGAAAUAGCUAAAAAAUGUAAGGGUGUUCCCUUAGUUGCCAAGACAUUUGGAGGUCAAUUGAGCUUCAAAAGUGAUAUAAAUGAAUGGUCUAAAAUAAGAGAUAAUGAGGUAUGGAAGACAUCUCAAAAUGAAGAAGAAUCUGAUCUCUUGCCUAUUCUAAGGUUGAGUUACUAUGAACUUCCUUAUCAUUUUAGAAGAUGCUUUGUGUUUUGUGCUAUAUUUCCCAAGGAUGCUGAAAUUGAAAAGGAGAGAUUAAUCCAAUUGUGGAUGGCUCAUGAUUUAAUUCCUACAGUUAAAAACCAAGAAGUGGAAGAUAUUGGGAAUACAAUUUGGAAAGAGUUGUGUUGGAGAUCCUUUUUUCAAGACGAGAAAUUAGAUUAUUUUGAAAAAGAGAUAUGUAAGAUGCACGAUCUUAUGCACGAUCUUGCCCAAUCUGUUAUGAAAGAUGAAUGUUAUAUGUUGGAUGCUAACAGCUCAAAUGAUGGUUUAAAACGAGAAAUUCGUCAUGUAAGGGCAAUAUUUGAUGAAUUUGUCAAAAUAUCAGCUCAUUCUCUUAAGAAAAUUGGAGGGUUGCAAACGCUAAUAUUCAUCAAAGAGAGAGAUGAUAAAAAUGUCAUAAAGCGGAUUUCUUUGAGUGUCUUGAAGAAGGAACUUCCGACUUUACGCGUCCUUGAACUGGGGUACUACUAUGUGCAAUAUCAAGAUUUGCAUUACCUGGGAUUGCAUUACCUGGGAUGUCUAAAAAAUCUGAGAUAUUUAGACAUUUCGGGUAAUAAAGAGAUAACAACAUUACCGGAUAGUAUUUGUGAUCUCUUGAACUUACAGACUUUGAAACUCAAUGGUUGUUCUAAGCUUGAAAAUUUGCCCAGAAAUACGAAAGACCUUAUUAGUCUGCGGCAUCUUUAUUUGGGGGAGUGUGAUGGAUUAAAAUAUAUGCCUAGAGAGAUGGGGCAAUUGAAACAUCUGAAGACGUUAAGCUUGUUUGUCAUAGGCAUGAAGGAGAAAGACGGUCAACUAGAUGAAUUAAAAGAAUUGGAUAUCUGCGGAUCAUUGACAAUUAAGAAUCUUGGGAGAGUUAGUGAUGCAACUAUUGCAAGAGGGGUAAGUAUGGCUGAAAAGACGAGUAUCAAGAAGCUUUGGUUGUUAUGGAGAUCUAAUGAUGAAGUUGAUGAUAAUGAGAGGAAGAGUACUAGAGAUGAGAAAAUUGGUGAAGCUCUAGAGGUUUCAACGAUGCUGAAAACAUUGACGAUGAAUGGUUACAAAGGUGUGAAUCUCCCAAAAUUGGUGUCUCCUAUUAUUCCUAGUGCCGGAGUAUUCCCUAAUCUAUCCCUGCUGAAAAUAUUUUAUUGCCCAAAGCUAGGGAGAUUGCCGCCUCAUCUCAAAGCACUCAAAUAUGUAACUGUUUGGGGUGAAUGUUCGGAUGAGUUGUUAUAUAGCAUCUUAAAUCUUAGUGCUCUCAAUGAUCUCUUUCUUUGUGGUAUGGGAAAAAGAAAUGUUUUAUUUGGAGCUGGUUAUAUACCUUCAUCAUCGUCAACCCUUGCGGACAAUAAUAAUAAUAAUGAAGCACAAUUAGGAGGAGUACGCUCAACUUUCCAAUCUCUUCAAGGUCUGACUAUUCUCCACUGCAAGAAGUUAAGGCGUUUGUUUGAUGAGGGAAUGAUAUCAAAGAUUAGUGGCUGCCAGAACAAACACUUCACCAACUCUCUCACGAGAUUGACUAUUGGUAGUUGUCCGGAGUUGAUGAUAUCAGUUGAGGAAUUUGUUGGAAACCUCAAUAUUAAUAAUAAUUCACUACAGAGAUUGUAUAUUAGAGAAUGUCCUAAGUUGGUGUCUUCAGAAGAUGCGGACGAUUUUAUGGCACUCCUGCGUUCUCUUCGAGCAAGACUUGGUCCUGAGAAGUUCAAUGUAGAUAUUCUAUUGGGAGAGGAAUAGAAGAAGAAGUCAGUAGGAUAUUCUGCAGCUCCUCCAAUCAUAGUUGCUAUAUUUUGGUUCAUGUUGUUGCUGUGGAAGAUUAAAGCCACACGGAUAUUCUCCAGCUACUUACAUUACUGUUACUGCAAUAGAGUUGGAAGCAUUUAUCCUAUUUCAGGGUCAAGCAUAAAGUGAUAACUUAAAGGAGUAGAAGACUCAUCAAAGAGAUGAAAAAGAGGAUGAUGGAGGAAAAUGGUGCAAAUAACUACUUGAACAAGAGGCUGGAAUUGCUUCAGAAGACUAACAGGAGAACACGGAUCUGUUGGAAAGGGUUGAAACACUGAAGAAAGAACUCGAAGGGGAGAAGCUUAAAUGCAACUAAACAAAUCGUUAAAGGCUUGUACACAAUAUUCAUUCUUUUUUUUAUCCCUAGAACAAAGGCGAGAUGAUUCAUUCGAACCCUAGUUAUGUUGUGUUUUCAUUCGACGAAGUUCGAUGUAAAUAUUAUAAAGGAGGAAUAGAAGAAGAAGGAGAGUCAAAUAGAAGGAAGGAAGUGAUAAUCAGCAAAUGAAUGGUAGUCUGGAGGGAGUCUCGAUAGACAUGUAGGAUGGGAAGCUGAAUUGAAUAUACAAGCUUCAUUGAUAAAUGAGGUUCAACAACCUGGAGAAAAAUAUGACGAAUGUUGUUCUAUGUUGGUUGAAGUUUUGAAAGAUGUGAAAGACAAACUAAUUGUUAUUAAUCUUGAGCAUUCAAUGACCGAAAAUAAUUGCAAUUUGUCGCUAAUACCUCAAAAUGAUGAAAAGUUGAAAAAAGUAUUCAAGAUUUGCAGAAUGAAAAUGCUCCAGUUUCUGAUCCUUUGCUUUCUGUUCUUCCCGCCUCACAUAAUGAUGGAUUGGAAGCGAAUUUGGCUUUACAAUCACACGGCAUAAACGAGUCGCAGCGUCCUCUUGCCCAUUUAGAGUUAACCGAUCAUAAGAAUUCUCUUGAUGGAGGACAAUGGUAUAAAAAUCGGUUACAAAAUUAUUUACAAAAGAGAAAUCUUAGGUUUCCAGAGUAUUCAUUUGAGAGCCAAGGUCCUCCACAUGCUUCUUACUUCAAGUGUAAGGUUACUGUGUGUGGACAGAGUUAUCAGAGUAAUGAAUUUUUCCUCAGCAUGAGAGAUGCUGAGAAUGCUGCAGCAAAAAUUUCUUUUGAACAAAUUUCAGUCAAUGAAGAUCAGAAGGGUGAUUUUGGUCUUUAUAAAAAUGCCUUGCAAGAAUUGGCUCACAAAAGAGGCUUCUUGAGUCCAAGUUAUAAGACUGAAAGCUGUGGUCCAGGUCACUCGCUUACUUUUCUUUCAACCGUGAUAGUAGAUGACAAAAUUUACCUAGGGAUAGCUGC